This is a messenger RNA of Didymosphaeria variabile, 1647 nucleotides long. It is a transcript of the gene CCT3, whose product is annotated as T-complex protein 1 subunit gamma. Gene Ontology annotation, biological process: protein folding. Gene Ontology annotation, molecular function: ATP binding; ATP hydrolysis activity; ATP-dependent protein folding chaperone. NCBI's taxonomy places the organism in Eukaryota, Fungi, Ascomycota, Dothideomycetes, Pleosporales, Didymosphaeriaceae. Bases 1 to 1647 code for a protein of 548 amino acids. The transcript has 4 exons. Gene Ontology annotation, cellular component: chaperonin-containing T-complex. The record is from RefSeq and is a predicted model, not a curated record.
AUGCAGGCACCCGUGGUGGUUAUGAACACCCAAACCCCCGGCGGGGAGCGCCAGUUUGGCCGCAAAGCGCAACUUUCCAACAUCACAGCCGCAAAGACCGUUGCAGACAUCAUCCGAUCAUGUCUGGGUCCCAAGGCCAUGCUCAAGAUGCUGCUCGAUCCCAUGGGCGGCAUCGUCCUGACUAACGACGGCCACGCCAUUCUGCGAGAGAUCGAAGUCGCGCACCCCGCAGCAAAGAGCAUGAUCGAGCUGAGUCGAACACAAGAUGAGGAGGUCGGCGAUGGUACCACUACCGUCAUUAUAUUAGCUGGCGAAAUGCUCGCCCAGGCUUUGCCCCAGCUCGAGCGCAACAUCCACCCAGUUGUUAUCAUUCAGGCCUACAAGCGCGCUCUGGCAGAUGCCCUCGAGAUCAUCGACGAGGUCUCGGUGGAUGUCGACAUUGACGAUGACCAAGCCAUGUACCAACUCAUCAACGCGUCGAUCGGCACAAAAUUUGUUUCGCGGUGGUCGGAGCUGAUGUGCAGCUUGGCAUUGAAGGCUGUACGAACAGUGUCACUGGACGCAGGAGGCGGCAAGAAGGAGGUGGAUAUCAAGCGUUAUGCGCGUAUCGAAAAAAUUCCAGGAGGCGAGAUCGAGGAUAGUCAGGUGCUGGACGGAGUCAUGCUCAACAAGGAUAUCACACAUCCCAAGAUGAGGCGAAGGAUAGAGAACCCCAAAGUCCUGCUUCUCGAUUGCCCGCUAGAAUACAAGAAGGGCGAGAGUCAGACUAACAUCGAGAUCAGUAAGGAGGAAGACUGGAACCGCAUAUUGCAAAUUGAGGAGGAACAAGUGAAGGCGAUGUGCGACGCCAUCAUUGCGCUCAAGCCUGAUCUUGUCAUCACCGAGAAGGGCGUCAGUGACCUCGCCCAGCACUACCUUGUUAAGAACGAUAUCACCGCCAUCCGACGAGUUCGCAAGACUGACAACAACCGUGUCGCACGAGCCACCGGCGCUACGAUUGUAAACUCGGUCUUCUCCGCAGCUGCCUCCGACGUUGGCACCCAUUGUGGCCUCUUCGAAAUUUCAAAGAUCGGCGACGAAUACUUUACCUUCCUCACCAAGUGCAAAGACCCGAAGGCAUGCACAGUAUUGCUACGCGGUCCCUCCAAGGAUAUUCUCAACGAGAUCGAGCGCAACCUGCACGAUGCGAUGGGUGUAGCGCGAAACGUCAUCUGGAAUCCCAAGCUCUGCCCAGGAGGUGGAGCAACAGAGAUGGCCGUCGCAGUAGGUCUGGAGCGGAGAGCAAAGCAGAUUGAGGGUGUUGCACAAUGGCCGUACAAGGCCGUCGCUGAAGCAAUGGAAGUCAUUCCCCGCACACUCAUCCAAAACUCUGGAAACAGCCCCAUCAAGGUGCUGACGCAGCUCCGUGCAAAGCACGCUGAAGGCUACGAGGAUGGUGAGCAAAAGGGGAGCUCGUGGGGUAUCGACGGUGACGCCGGAAAGGUCGUGGAUAUGCGACAAUUUGGCGUAUGGGAGCCCCUGGCCGUCAAGGAGCAGAGCGUCAAGACAGCCGUAGAGAGCGCGUGUCUGUUGUUGAGGGUGGAUGACAUUGUUGCAGCGAAGGCAGCGAAACAGGUAUCUGGACCCAUCGGAGGUGGUGACGAUUAG